Messenger RNA from Symphalangus syndactylus (siamang), 6381 nucleotides. It is a transcript of the gene PRTG, whose product is annotated as protogenin. NCBI's taxonomy places the organism in Eukaryota, Metazoa, Chordata, Mammalia, Primates, Hylobatidae. Gene Ontology annotation, biological process: cell-cell adhesion. The record is from RefSeq and is a predicted model, not a curated record. Gene Ontology annotation, molecular function: protein binding.
UCCGCCCCCAGCCGGACUUUCAGGCCCCCGUCUUCUCGCGAGCGGCCGUCCGAGCACCAGCCUCGCUGCCGCAGAGACACUCGCCGCGCCGGUGCCGGAGCCGGAGCGGGGGAGCCGGGCUGCGUGCGUCUAGCCGCCGAGCAGGGAGCGCCCGGGGCGGGGGCGGCAGGCGGACAGCGGCUCUGGGCGGCCGGGGAGCAAUGCCCGCGCGGCUACGCUGAAUGGCGCCUCCUCUGCGACCCCUCGGCCGGCUGCGACCGCCGGGGAUGCUGCUCCGCGCGCUCCUGCUCCUGCUGCUGCUCAGUCCUGUGCCAGGAGUGUGGUGCUUUAGCGAACUGUCUUUUGUAAAAGAACCACAGGAUGUAACUGUCACAAGAAAGGACCCAGUCGUUUUAGAUUGCCAGGCUCACGGAGAAGUUCCUAUUAAGGUCACAUGGUUGAAAAAUGGAGCAAAAGUGUCUGAAAAUAAACGGAUCGAGGUUCUUUCUAACGGCUCUUUAUACAUCAGUGAGGUGGAAGGCAGGCGAGGAGAGCAGUCCGAUGAAGGAUUUUAUCAGUGCUUGGCAAUGAACAAAUAUGGAGCCAUUCUUAGUCAAAAAGCUCAUCUUGCCUUAUCAACUAUUUCUGCAUUUGAAGCUCAGCCAAUUUCCACUGAGGUGCACGAAGGUGGAGUUGCUCGAUUUGCAUGCAAGAUUUCAUCCCACCCUCCUGCAGUUAUAACAUGGGAGUUCAAUCGGACAGCUCUACCUAUGACUAUGGACAGGAUAACUGCCCUACCAACAGGAGUAUUGCAGAUCUAUGAUGUCAGCCAAAGGGAUUCUGGAAAUUAUCGUUGUGUUGCUGCCACUGUAGCCCACCGACGUAAAAGUAUGGAGGCCUCGCUAGCUGUCAUUCCAGCUAAGGAGUCUAAAUCCUUCCACACACCAACAAUUAUAGCAGGUCCACAGAACAUAACAACGUCUCUUCAUCAGACUGUAGUUUUGGAAUGCAUGGCCACAGGAAAUCCCAAACCAAUCAUUUCUUGGAGCCGCCUUGAUCACAAAUCCAUUGAUGUCUUUAAUACUCGGGUACUUGGAAGUGGUAAUCUCAUGAUAUCUGAUGUCAGGCUACAACAUGCUGGAGUAUAUGUUUGUCGGGCCACUACCCCUGGCACACGCAACUUUACAGUUGCUAUGGCAACUUUAACUGUAUUAGCUCCUCCUUCAUUUGUUGAAUGGCCAGAAAGUUUAACAAGGCCUCGAGCUGGCACUGCUCGAUUUAUGUGUCAGGCAGAAGGAAUCCCCUCUCCCAAGAUGUCAUGGUUGAAAAAUGGAAGGAAGAUACAUUCGAAUGGUAGAAUUAAAAUGUACAACAGUAAAUUGGUAAUUAACCAGAUUAUUCCUGAAGAUGAUGCUAUUUAUCAGUGCAUGGCUGAGAAUAGCCAAGGAUCUAUUUUAUCUAGAGCCAGACUGACUGUGGUGAUGUCGGAAGACAGACCCAGUGCUCCCUAUAAUGUACAUGCUGAAACCAUGUCAAGCUCAGCCAUUCUUUUAGCUUGGGAGAGGCCACUUUAUAAUUCAGACAAAGUCAUUGCCUAUUCUGUACACUACAUGAAAGCAGAAGGUUUAAAUAAUGAAGAGUAUCAAGUAGUCAUUGGAAAUGACACAACUCAUUAUAUUAUUGAUGACUUAGAGCCUGCCAGCAAUUAUACUUUCUACAUUGUAGCAUAUAUGCCAAUGGGAGCCAGCCAGAUGUCUGACCAUGUGACACAGAAUACUCUAGAGGAUGUUCCCCUGAGACCUCCUGAAAUUAGUUUGACAAGUCGAAGUCCCACUGAUAUUCUCAUCUCCUGGCUGCCAAUCCCAGCCAAAUAUCGGCGGGGCCAAGUGGUGCUGUAUCGCCUGUCUUUCCGCCUAAGUACUGAGAAUUCCAUCCAAGUUCUGGAGCUCCCGGGGACCACGCAUGAGUACCUGUUGGAAGGCCUGAAACCUGACAGUGUCUACCUGGUUCGGAUUACUGCUGCCACCAGAGUGGGGCUGGGAGAGUCAUCAGUAUGGACUUCACAUAGGACGCCCAAAGCUACAAGCGUGAAAGCCCCUAAGUCUCCAGAGUUGCAUUUGGAGCCUCUGAACUGUACCACCAUUUCUGUGAGGUGGCAGCAAGAUGUAGAGGACACGGCUGCUAUUCAGGGCUACAAGCUGUACUACAAGGAAGAAGGGCAGCAGGAGAAUGGGCCCAUUUUCUUGGAUGCCAAGGACCUACUCUAUACUCUCAGUGGCUUAGACCCCAGAAGAAAAUAUCAUGUGAGACUCCUCGCUUACAACAUAGAAGAUGGCUAUCAGGCAGAUCAGACUGUCAGCACUCCAGGAUGCGUGUCUGUUCGUGAUCGCAUGGUCCCUCCUCCACCACCACCCCACCAUCUCUAUGCGAAGGCUAACACCUCAUCUUCCAUCUUCCUGCACUGGAGGAGGCCGGCAUUCACUGCUGCACAAAUCAUUAACUACACCAUCCGCUGUAAUCCUGUUGGCCUGCAGAAUGCUUCUUUGGUUCUGUACCUUCAAACAUCAGAAACUCAAAUGUUGGUUCAAGGUCUAGAACCAAACACCAAAUAUGAAUUUGCUGUUCGAUUACAUGUGGAUCAGCUUUCCAGUCCUUGGAGCCCUGUAGUCUACCAUUCUACUCUUCCAGAAGCACCAGCAGGCCCACCAGUUGGAGUAAAAGUGACAUUGAUAGAGGAUGACACCGCCCUGGUUUCUUGGAAACCCCCUGAUGGCCCAGAAACAGUUGUGACCCGCUAUACUAUCUUAUAUGCAUCCAGGAAGGCCUGGAUUGCAGGAGAGUGGCAGGUCUUACACCGUGAAGGGGCAAUAACCAUGGCUUUGCUAGAAAACUUGGUAGCAGGAAAUGUGUACAUUGUCAAGAUAUCUGCAUCCAAUGAGGUGGGAGAAGGACCCUUUUCAAAUUCUGUGGAGUUGGCAGUACUUCCAAAGGAAACCUCUGAAUCAAAUCAGAGGCCCAAGCGUUUAGAUUCUGCUGAUGCCAAAGUUUAUUCAGGAUAUUACCAUCUGGACCAAAAAUCAAUGACUGGCAUUGCUGUAGGUGUUGGCAUAGCCUUGACUUGCAUCCUCAUCUGUGUUCUCAUCUUGAUAUACCGAAGUAAAGCCAGGAAAUCAUCUGCUUCCAAGACGGCACAGAAUGGAACUCAACAGUUACCUCGUACCAGUGCCCCCUUAGCUAGUGGAAAUGAGGUAGGAAAGAACCUGGAAGGAGCUGUAGGAAAUGAAGAAUCUUUAAUGCCGAUGAUCAUGCCAAACAGCUUCAUUGAUGCAAAGGGAGGAACUGACCUGAUAAUUAAUAGCUAUGGUCCUAUAAUUAAAAACAACUCUAAGAAAAAAUGGUUUUUUUUCCAAGACUCAAAGAAGAUACAGGUUGAGCAGCCUCAAAGAAGAUUUACUCCAGCCGUCUGCUUUUACCAGCCAGGCACCACUGUAUUAAUCAGUGACGAAGACUCCCCUAGCUCCCCAGGUCAGACAGCCAGCUUCUCAAGACCCUUUGGUGUUGCAGCUGAUACAGAACAUUCAGCAAAUAGUGAAGGCAGCCAUGAGACUGGGGAUUCUGGGCGGUUCUCUCAUGAGUCCAACGAUGAGAUACAUCUGUCCUCAGUUAUAAGUACCACACCCCCCAACCUCUGAUUCUUUCACUGGCAGUGAUUCAGGUGGAGAUUCCGCAAUGAGGAAGUGUGAAGACCCUGCCAUGUCACCCGUUGCUGAGCAGACUUCCUCCUUGGUUCUGCAGCCACCGUCUGCCAUGCUGUGCUUUGAUAAAAAUGAUUUUCCAAUCUAGACGGCCAUGCUCAGGUAUUCUCACCAGUAAGUCUGUUCGAAGGACAAUGAACAGGGAGCCAAAGCCUUUGUGAAACUCUUGAUCUUUAUGGGGUAUUUUAGCUUUUUUUGAAUGUGUUUUGUUUUUUAUUUUUAAACUUGUGUAAUUUGAAUGUUUCAUUGUCAGCAAUGUGAAAGAACAGUCGAGAUGUUUGACUGGAUUAUAAACUAUAUCACUGGAGCAAAGGGAAGGCUUUGGAAAGCCCCUUUGCUGACUAUCUACCUCAGUUUGCCUCCUGGCAAACUCUGAAGACAACUUUGUUACCUCAUUUGUUGUUAUAGUUUAUCUCAGCUACAUAACCAAUGAUACUUCCUAGUAGUAUUGUGUUUUCAUUGCUGUAUGUGUAAUGUGUGUGAUCAAAGGAGUCAUAUAGGUAGAUGAGUAAGAAUGUUUAUCUGAAGCUCUGAUUUUUUUUUAAAAAAAAGAAACUGUGACAUCUGCAUGGUUUGGAUAAGUUCAUACCUCUGGCUGUGAGGACCGUUAAACCACUGAGAAGAGGAAAAGUGGGGCUAUUUCUUUUAACAAAUGACCAAAACAAGAAAGUAUAUUUCUUUUGAGAACAGAACUAUUCAAUACCAGAUAAGGAUCAUUUUGCUUAAAAGGCCUUUAUGUUUUGGGCGUUAGAGUCUGAGUGCUUUAUCUCCCAUAUCCCAAACCUCAAGCUGCCCAGAACUGUGCCUUUUCUACCUUCCCCUUUGCCUGACAGUUGGCCAAAGGCUACACUAUCUAGUUUGCAAAGCAUCCUCAACUUCGCCAGUAUUAGUUGCAAAACCCCAUGCAGAAAAUGGAUUUUAAAAGAAAAUGGGUUAAGGUGGGUUUUUUUUCCUUUUUUUUAAAUCCCAGUUUGGCUUAAAGAAGUGAAGAAGUUUCAUAAACUAUUAAGAAUGAAGAUAAAUGCAACAGUAGACAGUAAAAUGAACUUGAAGUUAUUAUGGUAACAGUGCCUUUCAGUAUAAUGAAAUUCUUUGCCUUAUACCUUUUUAAUAUUCAUGAAGUUGUUUAGGAACAGGAGUACAAAAAGUUGCCUUAAGAGUUUCUUGAAUUUUAUCAAUAACUAUUUUGAUGUAUAGUGUCUUACCAAGGCAUUUUUUUUAAGUGCAGGUUUUGUUCAGGCAUAAAUAUUCAGAGUUCUACCACCCUACAUGUGUUUUCUUGAAUUCUUAAGAGAAUAUGGUACCUACUUAAUCGUCCUUCAGUGUCAAUGCUGUGAAUGAGGAAUGCUGACUCCAGGAGUGAGUUAAUCCUCUUGCUGGUAUGAAAUCAGCAAGUUGUUUACUCAGCUACAUAACAUAGGCCUUUUCUACGUCAUGAGACAGUUACCUAGGUGCCGAGCAGUGGGAGAGGAUCAAGAACUAAACACGUGUAGAGAAGGGGUCCCGUAUCCUUUUAAAAGUAUUUUUUUCAAAUUUUCUGGAAGUGACUUUUGAUUCUCAUUUUAAAAGGAAUCAUCAUGGGUUUACACUUGAAAUGCUUUGUUCCUGGAGGAGGUGGGGUCAUGUUCACUGAUGUUCUAAAAUCAAAAGAAUAUUAGCGGGUAAUAGUCCCAGCAUCAUCUGCUAGUCUAAUGACUGUAGAUAGAACAUUUUUAAUUCUUUUAAAUCUGUAAUUUUGUGCCAAACUGGAUGUGAUUAAGACUAAAGUUCAAUGCCAGCAACCACUUCUGGACUAAACUCAAAGUCCCCCAGUUAGUUAUCUAAGUAUGGAAUUCAUCGCAAAACAAACAAAAAAGCAGAGCUUUAGGUGAACAGUCUGCAGCAAGGAAAGAUGCUUCUCCUGCCUGUGUAGCUCCUGUUCUGUACUACCUCCUUUUAAACUUAUUCUAGUGUUAUUUUUUUUCCUGUGCUCAGGGAACAUUUUGUUACUUUUGAGCUGCCUCAUGGAAGCAUGGGCAGAUUGACAGGGUAUAGCGCUUUGUGGUUCGUAAGUAGAAGUAUAUAGGGCUGACUUUUAUCAGUAUCUAAAAUUAAGUACAGUGAGAUCAUUGUAUUUUUAAGCUUUCAUUAAAAGGCAAACAAAAUCUAAAGCUGAAACAUCAUCCAUCAUGGUUAUGGAAGAUGCGUCUAGGACUACAUGAAUUCGAAUGGUUUUAAAUGGCUAAAAAGAUGAGCUAAAGUCCUUGAGGAAAGUUGUUUGUUUGUUUGUUUUUUGAUGAAUAGACUUAUAGUUAUAAUAGAACUUUAGGCUAUAACUAUUUGAUGAUUAUUUACCAGUACAUUUUUUACCUUUUCAUUUUGUUCUUUUACGGACUUUUUCAUAAUAAUCCUGUUACCAAAGAAUUUUCAGUAGAAAAUAAAAUUUUGAUUAUAAUUCCCCCCAAAUUGAAUUAACUAGAAACAUUUAUAGAUAUGAAACUUACACAAGUAGUUACUAGCCCAAAACAAUAGGGUUUAUAUUGAUUGUUGUAGUUAAAUAGAUUAGUAAUGUUAACUACCUUAUUGUUACCAGAGCAUUUAAAAUAAGUUGUAAUACCUUCUUUACCAGCAGAUCGUUCCAAAGAAUUUCAGGUAUAAUUUUUUCUUC